AACUUUUUUUUUCCUUUCCUUUCACAUUCGAAACUCAUGCAUCUCCACGAAAUCAUCAUUGAGGGCUUCAAGUCGUACGCCCAGCGGACAACUGUGGGACCGUUCGACGAGCGCUUCAAUGCCAUCACGGGUCUCAACGGCUCUGGCAAAUCCAACAUCCUCGACUCGAUCUGCUUUGUGCUUGGCAUUUCAAACUUGACACAGGUCCGCGCUGGCAACUUGCAAGAGCUCGUGUACAAGCAGGGUCAGGCUGGUGUCACCAAGGCCACCGUCACAAUUGUCUUUGAUAAUAUGGACAAAAAGUCCAGCCCAGUCGGCUACGAAGACUCUGAUCAGAUCACUGUCACUCGUCAGGUCAUCAUUGGCGGCCGAAACAAGUACUUGAUCAACGGUGUCAACGCCCAGCAACAGCGCGUGCAAAACCUCUUCCACUCGGUGCAGCUGAACGUCAAUAACCCACACUUCCUGAUCAUGCAAGGCCGCAUCACCAAGGUGCUCAACAUGAAGCCCCCAGAAGUCCUCUCCAUGAUUGAGGAGGCCGCCGGCACCCGCAUGUUUGAAAACAAGAAGGAGGCCGCCAUCAAGACGAUCGAAAAGAAGGAGAAGAAGGUCGAGGAGAUUAACAAGGUGCUCAACGAGGAGAUUACUCCCACGCUGGAAAAGCUUCGCAAGGAGCGCUCCGUCUACCUCGAGUACCAAAAGACACAGACCGAGUGCGACCAGCUGGCGCGCUUUGUCAUUGCAUUUGACUACAGCAACGCAGAUCGCGCCGUCCACGAGAGCACGAGCGAGCUGCAGCAAGCCAAGGAGGAGACUGAGCGCCUCAAGCUGACAUCCCGCAACAAGGAAAGCAAGGCGAUCGACCUCGAGCAGACCAUUGCCGUCCUGGCGCACAAGCGCGACCAAGAGUCUGGUGGCUCGCUGCAAGACUUGGACCGGCAUGUCGCUGACCUGUCCAAGGAGCUCGUCAAGGCCAACUCGGCUGCCACAAACCGAAAGGAAGUGCUCGAGUCCGAGCGCAAGGGCAAGGCCAGCCUGCUCAAGGCGCGCAAGGACCUCGACGCUGCCAUCGUUGCCAAGGUUGGCGAGAAGGAUUCGGCCACUGCUGCCCUUCAAGCUGCCAAGCAGGAAAGCGACCAAGCCACCCAGCAGGUCGAGCAGUUGCAGCGUCGUGCGCACGGUUUCUCCUCCGACAAUGGCACCGGCCGCGUCAAGACGUUUGCCGACGAGCUGAUGGAGGCCAAGCAGGACGCUACCGCGGCAGUGACGGAGCAGAAGGAGGCCAAGAUCAAGAUUGCCCACAGCCAGAGCGAACUUGUCAAGAAGGAAAAGGACACCAAGGCCACCGAGAAGGAGUACUCCAAGGUCCAGACAGAGCUCGAGCAGUGCAAUGCCUCGAUUGCAAGCUUUGAGGCAAAGCUUGCCGAGGCCAACGUCGAUCCCAAACGUGAAAGCGAACUUGGCGCCGCCAAGGCCAAGGAGCAGGCCAUCGUGACCGAGCUCAAGGACAAGUGCGAUGCGCUCUCGGCCAAGGUCGCCGCGCUCAACUUUAACUACUCCGACCCCGAGCCCAACUUUGACCGCAGCACCGUCAAGGGUCUGGUUGCGACGCUGGUCACCGUUGACAAGCCCCAGGUGAAUGCCACUGCGCUCGAAAUCACCGCCGGCGGUCGCCUUUACAAUGUCGUAGUUGACCGCGACUCGACUGCCCAAAAGCUGCUGAGCAACGGCCGCCUGAAGAAGCGCGUCACCAUCAUCCCGCUGAACAAGAUCCAGGGCAGUCGCCUGCCGCAAGACAAGGUCAAGUUGGCCGAGCGUGAAGUGGGCAAGGAGAAUGUGUCUCUUGCUCUCUCGCUUGUUGGCUACGACGAGGAGCUGGAAGCGGCCAUGACCUACGUGUUUGGCUCGACGCUUGUCUGCAAGACGCUCGAGAUGGCUCGUCGCAUCACCUUCAACAACAACAUUCGUGCCCGCACGGUCACUCUGGAUGGCGAUGUUUGCGAGGCCUCUGGUACCUUGACGGGCGGCUCGACAACCCCUGCUUCAUCUUCCGUUCUCAAUCAACUGGCCGAGCUGCAAACCCUUCGUGAGCAAUUGCAGACUGCCGAGGCACGCCUGAAGAAGAUCACUGAAGAGCUUGCUGCUCUGCGUGCCGCCAACGAGCGCACCUCCAAGACAUCUCGUGACUUGGAUCUGGCACGGCAUCAAUCGACCUUGUUGCAAAAGCGCCUGCAGCAAAAUUCCCACCAUGCCGUGUUGGAGGAGAUUACGCGCCUUCGUGCCGAGAUUGCUCGUCUCGAGCAAGUGCUGGUGGAUGCUGCCGCGCGCGAAAAGGCUGCCAACGCCCGAAGCGUGCGAAUUGAAGGCGACAUGCAGUCUUUCAACUCCAAGCACAACUCUGAAGUCAAGAAGGCUGAGGCCGAAAUCAGCAAGGCCAAGACCGCUGCAACCAAGGCUGCCGAGGCUGCCAAGACCAAGCAGGGCCAGCUGGAGAUGAUUGAGCUUGAGCUGACUGAGCUCCAAAAGGAGCUGGCCCAGGCGAUCGAGCAACUCGCUCAGUCCGAGCAAGCCAUCGAAGCUGCUGCCCAAGAGGUUGAGCAGGCCGAGACGACUUUGGCUGCCAAGCGCGAGGCGUAUGAUGCCGCCAAGCUCGAUCUUCAGCGCAAGAAGGAGAAGAUUAGCGCCACCGACAGCGAGAUUGCGGCUCUCACCCGAGAGGCUGAAGCUUGUCGCAAGGCAUGCACUGAUGCCGACAUUGACCUGAAGAAGGUGCAGCACAACGUGACGCAAAUGCAGCAAACACUGAAGGAGGCAACAAAGCUUGUGGAGCGACUCUUGACCAAGCACGAGUGGAUUGCCACCGAAAAGGCCUUCUUUGGCGCCAAAAACAUGCCUUACGACUUUUCCGAGCAAGAUCCCGAGGCUGCUCGCCGCCGCUUGCUCAAGCUCGAGGAGACGCAACAAAAGCUGCAAAAGUCCAUCAACAUGAAGGUGCUCAACAUGUUUGGCAAGGCCGAGCAAGAAUACAACGACCUCAUGAAGAAGAAGAAGAUUGUCGAGAACGACAAGAGCAAGAUUGAGGCCGCCAUUCAAGAGCUCGAUGUCAAGAAGAACGAGGCCUUGAAGAAGACUUUUGAGCAAGUCAAUCGCGACUUUGGCUCCAUUUUCAGCACCCUGCUGCCUGGGACCAACGCCAAGCUGUCCCCUCCGGAAGGCCAGUCGGUCCUCAGCGGUCUGGAAGUCAAGGUUGCGUUUGGCGGUGUCUGGAAGGAAAGCCUCACCGAGCUCAGUGGUGGCCAGCGCUCGCUGGUGGCCCUUUCUCUCAUUCUCUCGCUGCUGCUCUUCAAGCCCGCGCCCAUGUACAUCUUGGACGAGGUGGAUGCGGCGCUGGACUUGUCGCACACGCAGAACAUUGGCAACAUGCUGCGAACGCACUUUUCGCAAUCUCAGUUCAUUGUCGUCUCGCUCAAGGACGGCAUGUUCAACAAUGCCAACGUGCUAUUCAAGACCAAGUUUGUCGACGGCGUCUCGACCGUGUCACGGACGGUUCAAUUGCAAAAGCAGCUGCCCCGCGCACAGCAGCAAAACCGCGGCUUCAAGCCCGUCCCUGCGAUCGCCUCGGGUAGCAACACCACAAGCGCGCCUGCCGCGACCUCGGCCGAAACCGACGACCUGCUCAACGACAGUGAAGAAGAUGACGACGAGAACAUGCCCAAGAACAAGGGCAAGGGUGCUGCCAAGCCCCGAAGCAAGGCAACUGGUGCUUCGCAAAACCGCGCUGCAGCCAUGCGCUUGUAACAAGGACCUGCUGUUGAAAGUCGAACAAAGACUUGUUGAUUGAAUAGGAAUUGGUUUGGAUUGUUGCGGAAUGAAAUGUUAUGAUAUUGGUUGGUUUUUUGGUUGAACUGUUGUUGUUUUUUUGGAUGUUGGUGAUUUGUCUUUUUUGUUAUGCACGCCUCGAUAAUGAAAAUUGAAAAUUGAAAAUUGGAAA
Capsaspora owczarzaki ATCC 30864 is the source of this 3991-nucleotide messenger RNA. RefSeq lists its product as hypothetical. The transcript is spliced from 3 exons. Gene Ontology annotation, molecular function: ATP binding; protein binding; ATP hydrolysis activity. Gene Ontology annotation, cellular component: chromosome. Gene Ontology annotation, biological process: chromosome organization. The record is from RefSeq and is a predicted model, not a curated record. Bases 37 to 3798 code for a protein of 1253 amino acids. NCBI's taxonomy places the organism in Eukaryota, Filasterea, Ministeriida, Capsasporidae.